Molecule: messenger RNA, 4021 nt
Organism: Cucurbitaria berberidis CBS 394.84
Lineage: Eukaryota; Fungi; Ascomycota; Dothideomycetes; Pleosporales; Cucurbitariaceae
Exons: 4
Coding region: 55-3672 (1205 amino acids)
Biological process (GO): astral microtubule depolymerization; mitotic spindle assembly
Cellular component (GO): mitotic spindle midzone; microtubule organizing center; spindle microtubule
Molecular function (GO): microtubule binding
Source: RefSeq, a predicted model, not a curated record
CUUGUGCCCCGCGUCUACCAUAUGCCCUUGGUCAAUUAGCAUCCGCUCAACAUCAUGGAGGAACAAACGGCGACGCUCCUCACAGCGCUGAAAAAGCCGUCGACCGACGUGAACAAGCGCCUUGAAUUGUUCAGCAACCUCAAAUCCGGCAUAAAGCACAACCGCGUACCCGAGAGUUGCCAGGCUUCCAUAUUCGAGUGCAUUCGCAUCGCCAUCACCGCCUCCACCUCUGCAGCACUCGUCUCCGCAGGCUUCUCCACGCUGAGCCACUUCAUAAAGCGGCUACAACUCCAGAAAGAGACGCAGGCCCUCACCUCACAGGCAUCGCCACUAUGCGCCAUACUGCAGGACAAGCUGGGCGACGCGCGCGAGAGUCACCGGAGCGCUGCGUCACAAAUACUGGCUGACCUACACUACUUAUGUCCGACCGAGGUUGACACGCUGAUACACGAAGCCAUCAAGGGCAACAAUGCUCGCGCCAAAGAGACGUCCAUGACGUGGGUCGUGAAGAUGAACAAGACCGAAGGUCUUCCUUUCAAGGGCUAUUCCAACCAGCUUGUGACCAACCUUGAAGACGCAGACCCUGGCGUGCGCGAUACUGCCAAAAAGGCCGUCGUUGAGCUUUUCGGGCAUGCACCAGAACACGCAAAGGUCAACCUUAAGAAGCAACUUACCAGCCUAAACGUCCGAAAAGCGACCGUUACCUACAUUACCACAAAUCUCGACGGCGCUGCGACAUCAAACGACGCCGAGAUGCCACCGCCAUCGGUGCCGCAGUCACAGCCGCUACCACGUGCAGAGCGACCUCUACCAGCGCGUAGAGCAGAGACUCUGCAGCCUGAUGUUGGCUUUGCAGACAGUUUGGCGGCAGAACAGCCUCCACCUACCGAGACGGUCACCAUGGACCCCAUACACAUCUACACGCAGCGCGAACUAGACGACGUUUUCAGAGACAUGGCGCCCCACUUCGAAGGCAGAGAGUCAGAGCAGAAUUGGCUGGCACGAGACAAGAACUGCACCAAAAUACGGCGCAUAUUGAAGGGGAAUACGCCCACGGAAUUCCAUGGUGCUUUCAUAGCGGGCAUCAAGUCCGUUUUGGAUGGUAUUCUAAAAGUUGCCAAUACGCUUCGGACUACCAUGUCUACCAAUGGCUGUCAGCUUGUUCAGGAACUCGCGAAGACUUUGGGCCACGCUAUAGAUCCCUGGGUCGAGAUCCUGCUCCAGUCUUUCAUCAAGAUGUGCGCUGCUACAAAGAACAUUGCUGCGCAAAACGGAAACAUCACUGUGGACGCCAUCCUCCAGAAUUGUUCGUAUAGCAGCCGCUUGUUACAGCACGUCUCCAUGGCAUCACAGGACAAGAAUGUACAACCCCGAUCACACUCGGCGAGUUGGGUCAAAACCCUGAUAAAAAAGCACACGUCGCAUAUUGAGCAUUCGGGGGGCCUAGACACGCUGGACAAGCUAAUAAGAAGAGGCGUCACGGAUGCUAAUCCGAAAGUGCGCGAGGCAUAUCGAAGCACAUACUGGACAUUCGCGCUAGUAUGGCCACAAAGAGCCGAAAUGAUGUUUGAUACUCUCGAGAAGCGAGAGAAGUCUGCGCUCGAAAAGGAUCCUAACAACCCAAAUGCUUCACUCGCUUCGUCUCAAACUAGCACAGCCUCGUUCUCGAAAUCCGUGGGCGCUGGAGCUGCGCGCAAUGCGUUGAAAGAGAAAAUCGCUGAGCAACGCAGAGCAAAGUUGGCGGCUACUAAAGGUGUCCCCGAGCGUCCCAACUCCGCUGCUGCAAGUUACUCACCAGCAAAAUCGCUAUCAGCGAAGUCAUUAGGUCCGAGACUUGCCUCCAAUACGUCUUCUGGUCUAGCACGGCCGCCCUCAGCCAUGUCAGGGGAAUCGACCAAGUCAGCCUUGAAGAACUCUACGGGCACUGGCUCAUUAAUGUCGGGAACUGUACGUCGGCCAGUUCGUCGCCCCGAGUUGAACAGGCCGGCAACGGCAGAUCCCUAUGCUAGCCGACGUGCGGGCAAGGUCACUCCAUCGAUGACUCCGGAGAAGACACCGGCCACAACAACAGCAAAGAAGUCGGUUGCACCAAAGAGCACCGCCCGACCCCGCGCACAAACUCAGAACAGCCCAACUGUGAGCCCAGUUCGGAGCAAGUCUCGUAUUGGUCAACCCAUAGCGAAGGCUGCUGGCACGAGCUCUCGACAAGGAAGCCCGACUGUGAGCACAGCAAAGGACGAGGGCCAGCCGACGGUGAAACCUUGGGUCCGAUCGCAAAGUCAUCAUGAUCCAGGUACCAUCCCGUUCCUACAGCGAAAUGGUCUGGAUACAAGUGCGCUUCUUGACAAUGAUACGAUUGAUCUAGGAGACGAGGAUAAUUUUACGAUGGUGAUCCCGAACCUUGCACGCCCUACAGUGCAACCAACACAACACACCCCUCCAAAGCACACGCCAUCUACUGGACGUUUAGCAGCACCCAGUCCUGGAACUUCGGCGCUCAGAAGUCCCAAACCCGUGGGUGAUAUCAGUAAUUUACGCUCGUCAACGCGGAGUCCCCGAUUGAGGUCACCAGAUCGACCAAGCACACGAGGCACAGAUGCUCAGGAAGAGGUGCAAAUUUUUGAAGAUCCAUUUGUUGCCGAUGAGCCAACUGCCGUAGAGUCGGAGAUGGAGAAGCUCGUACUUGAAGAGCUUCCUCUUAACGAGAAGAGCAACGAGCGACGCCACAGCAAUGAUAGCAUUUCCAGUGUUAUGAUAAUGGGCAACUCAAGCGAAGAGCGCCCUCGUGGCCAUCACAAGACGACGAGUACCGGAAGCGUGAUGCACACCGAAAGCUACGAAUCCAACAACGCUGAGGUACUUAAGAAUCGUCAGUUGCUUGCGAGUGGCAUCAAGAAGAUUGAAGGCCGAACAGUGGAAGCACAUAUGUUCCGCCGCAUGCAAGAUAUGGUCAAGUCAAACCAGGAAAUCUGGGGUCCAAACGACGAGAAUUUUGGCAGGCUACUCCUAGUAUGUCUCGAAUUCCUCGAGGCACCUAUUCAGGAACUUAAGAUGUCGCCGAUGAAAGCAGUAAACCUCAAGGUCCAGGCUUUAGCAACUAUUCGGGCGAUGCUAUCCCUCUAUCGUAGAGAGACAGCGAAAUACUUCUCCCGCGUUCUCUGCACGAUCCUGCAAACGAAGGCGCAAUAUGAGAAUACAUCGCAUAUCGCGAUCGAUCUUGAAGCCACUGCCGAUGAAAUCGUCAAGUACGGUCAGACAUCGGACUGUCUCAGCGCCGUCCUAUCCCUGAUCGAAGAUACGCCAACCUCCACGCCAACCUCAUCACCAAACCCAAAGCCCUCUGUCUCUCCUCUCCCCUACCAGGGAUCAACCCGCACAACAACAAUGGCCCUCAUCACCCUCGCCUCCCUCAUUCAAAUUAGCAGCGCAAAGAACGUUACUCUGACGCCUGAACAAACCGCACGCCUCGGAAAGCUGGCGGUGCGCUGCAUGGAUGACCAGGACGCGGACGUGCGCAAAGCAGACAUUGAAUUUUGCAUCGCACUACACGAGCGCAUAGCUGGACCUGGCGGCGAGAAAGAAGAUGGAGGGUUUUGGAAGGCUGUUGCAGGGGCAAGGGAACAGCAUCUGAAUCUGCUGACGUACUAUCUUGCGAAAAAGGGGAAGGCUUAGAAGGCUGACCUUCCAUUUCGAGAGAGGAGGGGGUUGUUGGGAGAUCAGACGUGCUCUGAGGAAACAGGUUGAGCUUUGCUGGACCAUCGAUCUCUUCGUCUCCUCUUUCGUCGCACGUCUGGCGUUCUCACCACUUGCGGGAUCUCUUAUGGCGUUCUUUGGUUUUCGGGCGAGCUGGGGUCGAACCUUUCAAGGCGUUGUGAGAAAAGAUAGUAUCAUACUGGUAGUCAUUUUCUUUCGUCACUUCGGUCUUCUUGCCUCCUCGUUACACAUAGUUUUUGUACAGAGGCAUUCUCUUCGUCUUGGUUUGCGGUAUGUCUUAUAGUCCUUUUUUAAUCCAAUAAUUCAA